Messenger RNA from Lottia gigantea (owl limpet), 2094 nucleotides. RefSeq lists its product as hypothetical. The transcript has 2 exons. The coding region runs from base 203 to 535 and encodes 110 amino acids. Gene Ontology annotation, cellular component: Golgi trans cisterna; SNARE complex. Gene Ontology annotation, molecular function: SNAP receptor activity. Gene Ontology annotation, biological process: endoplasmic reticulum to Golgi vesicle-mediated transport; vesicle fusion with Golgi apparatus. Lineage: Eukaryota; Metazoa; Mollusca; Gastropoda; Lottiidae. The record is from RefSeq and is a predicted model, not a curated record.
CAUCUGACGUGUCGAAGAGAUAAAACUUUAAAAUUUACGGCGAUGAUGUCCAUAUGUUUCUAAAAAUACAUGGGACCUAAUGAUUUUAACCACAGUGAGAUAGUCAUGAAGAACUAUUUGUCUUUUUAAGGUUAUCUUUUGAUUUAGAACAAUUCACUGCAAAAUAAAAAUUUAAUCAAAGUUUAAAAAAAAACACGACAAAAUGAGGAGGGCAAAUAUAGGAAAUGAACAACAGGGAUAUAUGCCCACAACACAAAUGUUAGAUGAUGAGAGCCAAAAAAUAGAAGAUCAGCUUUCAUCUAAAGUGUCGACUUUACGUUCUUUGACAAUAGACAUAGGAAACGAGGUGCGCAGUCAGAAUAAAAUGUUGUUGGACAUGGACAAUGAUUUUGAUAAAUCUGGCGGACUUCUCUCCUCUUCAAUGUCAAGGUUAAAAGCCAUCGCGAAGGCCGGAGGACAUAAAUUCAUCUGCUAUAUUCUAAUGUUCGCACUGUUUGUGUUUUUUGUGUGUUACAUGAUAGUUAAAUUCAGAUAAUGGAAACUGGAUCAAGGCUGAAAAUGAUUUGAUUUGACCACUCUGAUGAAUAUUCAGAUUUGAGGGCUGAGAAUACAUGCCAACCACCCUACAGCUAGUCAAAAGUGGCACUAAAAUAUCGAUCUUGAAUCUUAGAUUUUCAUCAAUUAUACCAAAAUUGUUGAAUUAGGAAGAAUGAUUAUUGACAUCAAUAUCAUUUCUUUCGUAACAUUGUGAAAAAUAAUAAGUAUUAAUACUAAAUAUCUUGAAGGGUAUUUUGAUUAGUUUGGUAUUUGUCAAACCUUCUGAUCGUUGUAGAGCUGGGGAUGGGAGGGGAGGCUAGUUAAAUUACAUUAAGAGAAUGAGGAAUGUUUUUGUAUUUGUCAGAUCAUUUAAUUAUUUCGGUCUUGUUAAUGUUUAAUUUUAAACACAGUGGUGGAGGUGUGCAAGAAAUUUAGUCAUUUUAUGUUGUUUUACUGAUAAAAAUAAUAACAUGUUUUUAAUUCUUAUUCCAUAAAGUGCUCAAAUUAGUCAUUAUGAAGUGGUUUUAUGGUAAAAUAACAAGCUUACUGCAGGUUUUUAUUAUGUUUGAAAUAUAAAGUUUAAAGGUUUACUAACUCUUAGAAUGAACAUAAACUUCAAGGUCUCAAACUUGGCCAAUAAGAAUAGGUAUUCAUCAGUAGACUAUGAUUUAAAGCGUUUUUGAAUAAAUACUUAUGAUUGUACCUGUUUAGUCCACUGAUGAAUAGAUACAGAAGGUAGUUAUUUACUACUAGUAAACCUCAGAACUUUUUAGAAUUUCUUUCAUCAGUUUGUGUAGCCUACCAUGUCAUUUUGAUUGUAUGGAUUUCUGUUAAUUAAAAGUAUUCUCGUAUAUUUUUGCAUAGAUCCCUACAUGAAUAAUGAUGCUUUCACAAAAAAUGAAUAUUUUGCUAAAGGUUUUAUUUUAAUUUUUUUGUUUUUAAGCCUGUAAAUAAAGUGUUGGUAAGAUUUGAAAAUUUUGAAUAAAUGAAUGAAGGAUUGAGAUUGUAUUUGUCUGUGUUUGACUGGGCUAAUUGAGACAGGUAAUACUUUGUAGUAAGAAAUGAGGUAAUUUUUACAUGGAUUUCACUUGGACUGUUGCACUUGUAAUUUCCCUAUUGUAACACUUGCUGGGUAUCGAUUAGCAAAUUGAGAUAAAUUAUUGAUGGCAGACUACUGAUUAAUAAUCAAAAUAAUUUAAUUGAGAAACCUUGAAAAUACUAAAUUAAAAACAAGCCAAAAUUCUUAAUUUCAUGGGUAAUUUUUGCGUCAUAGAAGUAUAUUCUUACUCAGUUAUUAUAGUUUAUUGUGGGUAUGUUAUGUGCUGAAGUGAACCUAUGUGGAACCUUGUUAAUGGGUACAGUAGAGAAAAUGUAACUUUGAUAUAAUCGAUUAUGAAAUUUGAUAAACAAUAACUGAAAUUAUAAAUUCCUAGCGAUGAUAAUCGAUUAUUUUGAUCAGUUUAACCAGCCCUAGUUAUAACAGAUGAUAAAUAUCAAUUGAAUGUUUGUAUUAUGUAUUUGUUUUGUAUAUAAAUGAAAUAAAUAUUUAUGCAAAAU